AGUAGACUCGUCCUGAAUAAUUCAAACGCGUCGUCUUCGUAAUUCUUUACAAUAUGCAUAUAAAUACAAUUGCUUAGCAACACACACAAAAUAAAAUUAACCUAUCUAUAUAUACAUGCACAAAUAAAUCAAUAUACUUCAAUUUCUUAAAAAAAUAAAAUCAAUCUCUCAAGAACACAAGCCAUGGUAGAUCAAGAUAAUCAAAUAGUUCCAUUAGCUCCGACCAAGAGCAAUCCGAGAAGUCACGACGAAGAACUUGCAGCGAUAAAACCCAAAAUUUCACGACAAAAAAGAAGUAGUAAGUGCUUAGUAUAUAUUCUUGCAGGAAUUGUGAUUCUUGGUGCAGUUUUUUUAACAAUUGCCCUAAUAGUAUUCCGUCCCAUCAAUCCCGAUCUUGAAUUGAGUUUCGUUCGAGUUCAAAAAUUUAACUAUGCUAAUAGUAAUAACACUGGACCGUUAUCUUCCUUUAAUAUGACGUUAGAGAUGGAGUUCAAGCUCGAUAAUUCGAAUUUCGGGCAAUUUAAAUUCGGUAAUACUAAUGCGACGUUGUGGUACGAAGCUGAGACCGUAGGCGAAGCGAUACUACGCGGGGGCGAAGUUAGGGCUAGAAAGACGAAGACAAUGAAUGUUAAUAUGCAAGUGAAAUCGCCUAAAUUAUCGAAUGGUACGGAUUCGACGAACGAUGUUAUAAAUUCUGGAAUUAUGAAGAUGAAUUGCUAUGCUAAAUUUAAUGGAAAAGUGAGUUUGUUGCGUAUUGCAAAGAGGAAAAGUGCUAUAAUGGAUUGUUCUUUCAAUCUUAAUUUGAGAAGCCGGUCAAUUGAGGGAUUAGUAUGUGAUUAGCUUAUGUGUACGUAGGUUUUGAAUAUUCAUUGGCUGGUGUAAUUAAAAUUUUGGUUAAGUUGUAUAUUUGUUUUAAGAUUUUGAGAAAAAUAUACAAAUGGAGUUUGAAGUUGUCUAAA
Molecule: messenger RNA, 959 nt
Organism: Mercurialis annua (annual mercury)
Lineage: Eukaryota; Viridiplantae; Streptophyta; Magnoliopsida; Malpighiales; Euphorbiaceae
Product: late embryogenesis abundant protein At1g64065
Exons: 1
Coding region: 184-840 (218 amino acids)
Source: RefSeq, a predicted model, not a curated record